This is a messenger RNA of Talaromyces stipitatus ATCC 10500, 2796 nucleotides long. RefSeq names its product MAP kinase kinase kinase SteC. Gene Ontology annotation, biological process: protein phosphorylation; signal transduction. Gene Ontology annotation, molecular function: protein binding; ATP binding; protein kinase activity. The record is from RefSeq and is a predicted model, not a curated record. Lineage: Eukaryota; Fungi; Ascomycota; Eurotiomycetes; Eurotiales; Trichocomaceae. Bases 1 to 2745 code for a protein of 914 amino acids. The transcript is spliced from 4 exons.
AUGUUGGCCUCCAAGCCUGCAUACCAAACUUCGUUGGGUCAUUCGACAUCCCAAACGACCCCGUCAUAUCAGUCAACGAGCUUUCACAGAACCGGCUCAUCGUCGAUGACGAGCGAUACUGGGAUGUUUACCUCACCCACCGAGUCUGAGUUUUCAGUUAAUCACGAUGGAUUGGAUUCAGUCCGAUCGUGGGAUGAGAAAAAGCUUGCGGAGUGGCUUCAUAGUAUAAGGUGUGGACAAUACGAGCCUUUAUUUAAAGCAAACAAUUUCAACGGAGAUAACUUGCUCGAGUGUGAUCAAAAGAUUCUUCAAGAAAUCGGAAUCAAGAAGAUUGGUGACCGAGUCCGGAUAUUCGUCGCCAUCAAGCAGCUUAGGAACAAAGCUCUCCUUAAUCGUAAGAAAAAGAACAAUACGGCAAGCUUAACAAAAGACCCUCUUGCGGCCCUCGAAGCUACGACAUAUGCACCUUUGUCGAACGAUGUAUACUCAUCGUCAGGGUCCCGUAAUCCAUUAUCUUCAAAAUGGUCACGCCAACUCGACUCUAUAAGCGGGAGAUCCAAUUCUCGGCCCUCGUCUCCUCUGACGAUGGACGACAGAACUCGACCACUCCGACACGCUACUAGUCCUCUAGAAGGCCCUCGUCGGGAUGGAAUACCUGGUUAUCUCAGUCAUCCGUCUUCCGCCGGAUCAGGCUCUGGACGUCGCCCGAUCACACCUGGCGAUACUUCGCAAAUGUCGCACUCGAGACAGAAUCCUAGUAUCGACGGUUAUACUAUAGGCUCUCUUCCUGCUAAUUCUUAUGUCAUCCGAGUAAUCUAUACCGGCGGGCAGACGAAAGCCAUGAAUGUAAAAGGUUGCAAGAGCGCCGAGGAAAUCAUGCUUCUUGUGCUGAGAAAAUUGCAACUCCCUGAUUACCAACACCGGAAUUAUUGCUUCUAUGUCUUGGACGGACUAGAGCCUGAUCCGGCCAACUGCCGCCGGGUGACAGAUUCCGAACUGAUGAGAAUUUGUGAGGGUUCUCAGAAGUCUGAACGUGGUCGCCUUAUCCUAAGAAAGAUACAUACUGGCGAACCUGAUGCCGAUGAACUACGCCGUGCCGCCCAGUUAGCGCUUGAUGAGAGUCAGGCUACUCACCUCAACGCUUUAAGUAGCUCCAACGUCCGCAACCAACUCAAGAUCCAACAACUGACCGGGGAGCCUUGGCACAAUAUCAAGCAACCCAUCUCUCCACUGACUUCGGAAAGAUCGAGACAUCUGUCAAAUGAUGAGCACGAAGCUUCGCCAACUUCUGCUAGCAUGGAGCGCCCAUCAGCAUCAAAACUACGAUCUUUCUUUGGUGCUCGACCUCCUAGUGAAAUGAUCAUUCAUGAACUAACCUCAUAUUUCCCGAGUCAUCAACGAGAGGAUAUCGAGAAGACAAUGCGUCUCUCUGUACGAAGAUCUCAACGACUGAGCCGAGCCGCGAGUCGACUGAGUGUUGUCAGUAAUAUUAGCUUUGCAUCAAGCUUGAAGGAUGCACCUCCUAUUCCUAGUAUCGCUGACACAUGGCUUACUGGGGGCCAAUCAGCUCGCCCAUCCCGACCUCUAUCAGUUGCAAGAUCUCAUCUACCUCAGAUCUCAUAUCGAGACUCGAUCGCUUCGAGUUCUCUGCAGCCUCUUCAAGAAGAGUCGCCAAUUGAACCGGAUCGGAAGUCUUACAUAUCAUUCGGAAGUGGAUCCGAAGCUGUAUCUGGUGAUGCCAGCUCAACCCAAAGAAGCUUCCUUGACGAGACGUUGAGCGUCGCAGCCACUGAUGGCGGUGGCUCUUUGAAUGAGCGAUUGAGCAUGAUCGUAGCGGAGGACGGCGAAGAAGAGGAUACUGGUCUCGCAGACUUCUUGAAUGGAGACAACUUCGCGGCCAAGAACUGGAUGAAGGGUUCUCUGAUUGGUGAAGGUUCUUUCGGAAGUGUCUUCCUUGCACUUCACGCAAUUACCGGAGAGCUCAUGGCAGUGAAACAAGUCGAACUACCUUCCGCCACAAAGGGGACGGAGUUUGACAAGAGGAAAAACACCAUGGUUACCGCUCUAAAGCACGAGAUUGAACUCUUACAAGGCUUGCACCAUCCUAAUAUUGUCCAAUAUCUCGGUACCUCCGCAGACGACCAUAACCUAAACAUUUUCCUGGAAUACGUCCCGGGUGGCUCCAUCGCCGAAAUGCUCAAACAGUACAACACCUUCCAAGAACCCCUCAUCAAAAACUUUGUCCGCCAAAUCCUUGCAGGAUUAUCUUACCUACACAGCCGUGACAUCAUCCACCGUGACAUCAAGGGCGCCAACAUCCUCGUCGACAACAAAGGAGGCAUCAAAAUCUCCGAUUUCGGCAUCUCAAAACGUGUCGAAGCAUCCGCUAUGCUGGGAUCGAGUGCAGUCAGUGGGAAGGGCCACUUGCACCGCCCUUCCUUGCAAGGAAGUGUCUACUGGAUGGCGCCCGAAGUCGUACGCCAAACAGCCCAUACCAAAAAGGCAGAUAUCUGGAGUCUGGGCUGUCUUGUCGUGGAAAUGUUUAUUGGUGCUCACCCAUUCCCCGAUUGCAGUCAGUUACAAGCUAUCUUUGCGAUUGGUAAUAAUCAAGCUCGCCCCCCGGCACCAGAGCAUGCUAGCAAGGAAGCUUGUGCGUUCUUGGAUGUGACGUUUGAGAUUAAUCAUGAAAAACGACCUAGUGCGGAUGAGUUGUUGGAGUGUGAGUUUUUGGCGGUAAAUGUUUGACCGUCGAAAGCAUCUGUUGGGAUGUAAUUGAGCUCUGAUAUAAUCUGUACG